AUGGCUAAUGAAAUGUAUUCCAGUGGGAGGCACGUCAUCAUAGACAGAGCCCGAAUCAAGGAACUUCUGAAAGAAGCUGUGCCCAUGGCUUCAGCGAUUAAGAAUCCUCAGAUAAGAGCUGAUUUCCAGCAAAUCAGAGAGGAACUGGAGACGAUGCGUAGCCAGCUGCAGGCAACAACUAUGGCGCGCAACGAACCGGCGGCAUCAAUCAGCCCGAAAUUACAAGCACCAGCAAUUCCAAAGUCACAGCGACAAGAUACAAUGGUCAAGCAGGAGGUUGUGACGCCAGCCCUAACGCCUAGCCCACUAGCAGCCGCUACUGCCAAACGUCCUAUUGUAAUCAGCAGUUCAUCGAGUAGUACAUCUUCGGAUGACGAGGCGGCGAAACCAGGACCAUCACAGGCAGGAAGUUCCACGGUCGUGAAACCGCCAGCGAUCAAAACACCUACUCCCAAGGCCAAGCCAGGGGAAGUGAAGAAGAGGAAGAGGGGGACUGAGGGCUGA
Molecule: messenger RNA, 504 nt
Organism: Cylicocyclus nassatus
Lineage: Eukaryota; Metazoa; Nematoda; Chromadorea; Rhabditida; Strongylidae
Source: the annotation of a GenBank genome assembly